This is a messenger RNA of Vicia faba (fava bean), 327 nucleotides long. NCBI's taxonomy places the organism in Eukaryota, Viridiplantae, Streptophyta, Magnoliopsida, Fabales, Fabaceae. The record is from the annotation of a GenBank genome assembly.
AUGAGCCGUCCAAUGGAAGAAGAACCAGUGGGGAAGAAUGAGGAAGAAGAAUUCAAUACUGGACCACUUUCUGUACUCAUGAUGAGUGUUAAAAAUAAUACACAGGUACUGAUAAAUUGUCGCAACAACAAAAAGCUUCUAGGUCGCGUUAGGGCAUUUGAUAGGCACUGCAACAUGGUUCUUGAAAAUGUCAGGGAAAUGUGGACUGAGGUUCCUAAGACUGGUAAAGGUAAGAAAAAAGCUCAGCCGGUGAACAAGGAUAGAUUCAUUAGCAAGAUGUUCCUUCGUGGAGAUUCUGUCAUCAUUGUUCUUAGGAACCCAAAAUAA